GGACGUUUGGAACUCUUCUGUCUUGUCCUGUGAGCAAUAUGUCUGAGCCUAUCCGAGUUCUGGUGACUGGUGCUGCUGGGCAGAUUGCCUAUUCUCUGUUGUACAGCAUUGCCAAGGGAGAUGUCUUUGGUAAUGACCAGCCAAUCACCUUGCACCUUUUGGACUUGCCGUUCAUGCAGCAAGUCUUGGAAGGUGUCGUGAUGGAGCUGGAGGACUGUGCCCUCCCACUACUGAGAGAGAUCAUUGUCACUGUUGAGGAGAAGGUAGCCUUCAAAGAUGUAGAUGUAGCUAUCUUAGUGGGCUCCAUGCCCAGAAAGGAGGGCAUGGAAAGGAAAGACCUGCUCAAAGCUAAUGCUGCAAUAUUCAAGAACCAGGGAGCCGCCCUAGACCAGUAUGCCAAGAAGACCGUGAAGGUUCUGGUUGUUGGAAACCCUGCCAACACCAACUGCUUGAUUGCAGCCAAGUCUGCUCCCUCAAUCCCCAAAGAAAACUUCUCCUGCCUCACCCGCCUGGACCUCAACAGAGCUCGGUCUCAGGUGGCAAUGCGCUGUAGUGUUCCAACCACUGAUGUGAAGAAUGUGAUCAUCUGGGGCAACCACUCUUCUACCCAAUACCCUGACGUGCACCACUGCUUCAUCUGCUUGUCCGGUCAGGAGGCUGCCUGCUUUGAUGUUGUAAAGGACGAUGCCUGGCUCAAAGGAGAGUUCAUCUCUAUUGUGCAGAAGAGAGGUGCUGAAGUCAUCAAAGCGAGGAAGCUGUCUAGUGCCAUGUCUGCAGCCAAGGCCAUCGGUGACCACAUGAGAGAUAUCUGGUUUGGUACUGCUGAGGGUGAGUUCACCUCCAUGGGUGUUUACUCCACUGGCAACCCUUAUGGAAUCACCGAUGACCUCAUCUACUCUUUUCCUGUCCGGAUCAAGAAUAAGUCCUGGGAGAUUGUGCAGGGCCUGACCAUCACUGAAUUUUCCAAAUCUAAGAUGGAUGCGACAGCUCUUGAGCUGAUAGACGAGAGGGAUACUGCUGUGGAAUUUCUGGAACUAUGACUGGACCCUACAGGUGGUCCCAACCAGCGCUUAGACAACAUCAAACCUCCAAACUCAUGCCUGUGAUGAAGCACUCCAUCGUCUCAAACGUUCACUGUGUGUCUGUGUAUGCGAGUCACUGUUUUAGUGUGUGACCACCAAAGCUUUUCCUAACUGCUGAAAUAUUUUCUGAGGGUGGGGUGGAAUAUGGGUGUCUGUUACACAUAGUCAGUGGAGCGCUGUCUUUACUCACUAAAAAGGGAAAACUGUCAAAGCUACAGCCAAAAAAAAAAAAAAAAAUAAUGUUUUUGUUUUAUAGAUGAGUUGUUUUUGUUUUUCAAG
This is a messenger RNA of Thalassophryne amazonica, 1361 nucleotides long. RefSeq names its product malate dehydrogenase, cytoplasmic-like. Gene Ontology annotation, cellular component: mitochondrion; cytosol. Bases 39 to 1040 code for a protein of 333 amino acids. NCBI's taxonomy places the organism in Eukaryota, Metazoa, Chordata, Actinopteri, Batrachoidiformes, Batrachoididae. The record is from RefSeq and is a predicted model, not a curated record. The transcript has 9 exons. Gene Ontology annotation, molecular function: L-malate dehydrogenase (NAD+) activity. Gene Ontology annotation, biological process: tricarboxylic acid cycle; oxaloacetate metabolic process; malate metabolic process.